GCUGAUGAUAAAUGUGUUUAGGGAUUACAUAUUUGAGGGUUUCAUGGAAGUCUGUAAAACAUACUUCACAAUAUACGACUCUCUUAGGCCUCAUUUUCCAAUGCCUUGUUCCUUGUACCAGAUGUUUGCAUCAGUGUCUCAUGAAUGCGGACUGCAUACAAAGUAAGAAAUUUCUGUGGGUUUUAUGAUUCAUGUUCAUUAUCAACCAAUAGGGAGUCAUAAAAUCAGGCUAAAGAUUGCUUCAACAGGACAGCUAAUUUAUGGCAGUAUUAAAGCCUCUCUAGACAAGGUGUUCAUGUAUUUACCAUGCCGACCAUUUUUUUGCUAAUAGGUAACGGCAAUCCUUCUUGUUCCAAAUAAAACACUUAUUAUCUUCAAAUCCACUGAGAACUUGGUGGUCUAGCUUUUCUUUGUCUUUACCUGAGACUUCCAUGGUUUUGACUGCCACUACUAAGUUUCCCUCUGCUUCCUCUUCUUUAGGAUGAUGACCUCUAGCUCUUGAAAACUUUAUCUCCUGCUUUCUUCCUUCCCGAUGACUCUCUCUGCUCCCUCCUGAAGUACUCUGCCUGCUUCUGCUUUCCAGAACCCUUUCCUGCAGUGUAGUGCUGAGGACUCGGGCGGUAUUGCUCCGGCCCUACGACCCUCUCCACGCAGAGCAGGUGACAACAGCAGGCGCCUCACGGGAGCCUCACCACACACGCUGGCCGUUUCACAAACAGCUGCAAUUAUUAGCACUAUCUAUACGGGCACUUCUCUUAGUGCUUUCAAAGGCUGCAUUCGCCCAUUAAGCGUGACGGGCUCCUGUAGACGCAGCUCCGUAUUCGCGCCUUAUUCCGCAACGCCGAACUCGGGAUCUCCCGGCGGCGGCGCUGCCCGGCCAGGGGCAGGGACAGUGACAGUGGCAGGGGCAGAGCCGGGGCAGGGCCGGCCCCCUCCCACCGCCUCCCCCGCUUCCUCCCGGCCCCGCCUGUUGAUGUUUCACUUGCUUUUAAUUCCCGGGUCGCAAGAUGGAGGCGGCGCUGGGACGUCGGGAGCUGCUGCUGCUGCCGCUGUCGCUGCUGCUGCCGCCUCUGGCCGCCGCUCUGCUGGGCCCGGCCGCGCCGCUGGGACAGGAAGCAAUUAGAGUUGGUGUUAUGAUGCUGAACACCAGUGGAGAACUUCACAAAGUACAGGUUCUUUUUAACAUCACCUAUGUUAAUGGACAGGUAUAUCUAAAUGACUUUCCUAUGAAAAGCGGAGUUGCCCACAUAACAUGUCAAACAAUAAUAUUGGAGAACAGAAGCUUGGAUAACUUACCGGAUCAGCAGCACCUGGGAACCGUCAGUGUUAGAAUCAUGGUUCACGAGUGGCCUUUGGCAUCCGCUUCUGAUUUGCAGCUGAUUGUCAUUCAGGAAGAAGUGACAGAAAUUGAUGGAAAACAGGUUCAGCAGGAAGAAGUAACAGAAAUAGAUAUUUUAGUGAAGGACCUGAGAGUACUUAGACAUUCCAACUACACUGUCCCUUUGAAAGAGAGCAUGCUGUACUCCAUGCCAAGGGACAACGACGUGUUAUUUACACUGCCCAACCUCUCAGGAAAAGAUAUUCAAGAUCCACUGCAGACUACCAGUCAGUACCUCAUCCAGCAAGUAGAAACUACAGUGGAUGAAGAGACAUUACCUGGCAAGUUACCAGAGACCCCUCUUAGGGUAGAACCUCCAUCUUCUUACAAGGUGAUGUGCCAGUGGGUGGAAGACUUGAGAAAAGGGUUGUGCAGAUUCUGGUUUCAGUCUCUGCCUAUCUUGUUUAGUUUCAUGGAAGUUGUUGUUGUUGGAGUUGUUGGAGCAGCUCUUAUUAUCAAAGUCUUAAAGCUGAUUCUCCCUUCCUGUGAAAAUAAAGGCGUCCUUCUCCUGGAUCAAGUCACCUUUGUACCUGUGACUACCAUCAGCCUGCCUUCAGAACUUUCAGACAGGAAAAAUAAUUCAGAUGAGAAAGCAUGUACUUAAUACUGUAUUUACUUUGGAGUUACUGGUUUUUAAAAACACACUUUUAGUUGAUCUGAUAUUUGGCACCUGAUCUUAAUACCUUGUUUUUUUUCCUACUAAGAAAACUAAGUCAGUUGAUAAAUUGAUAAAAGGCCACUCAGGCCAAGGCCCAAAGCUGACUUCCUUGUGCCUCUCCAUAAACAAGCAGCCUUUUCAGAAGCUUCAAAGUAGAGCAGCUGCCUUUUCAGAAGUUUCAAUAUAGAGCAGCUUUCCACCCUGAGGGCUACCAUUGGUUUUAACUUCUGUGAAGUCACUCUUCCACACCUCAGACAGGCUGCUGGCUGCCUUCAUGCCCAUAAACCAAGUUAGCUGUCCUGACUAACAAGAUUAUGAAAUUCAGGGUGUCCUUAAGUCCAGAGAUAGCAUUCUUAAAAAACAUCUGAGGAAAUACUGCAAACAUCAGCUGUGCCUGCAAACCUAAGCAAAGCUACCCCACCUGGUUCCAGGUCUCAUAGGGUUAAGUGUGUCUUGCAAGGAAGAUACCACUACCAAACACUUGUGUUACUCAAAAGAUCUGACAUUUUAUAUAUGCAAAACAAAAAUUUGAACGGCAGAUUUAUAUUUCAAGCACUUUACAUUUUUAUGGUCCCUUCCACUCAUAAAAAUUGUUAGCAGUUGUAACUAGCUUGCUUUUUUGUAUCUGUGACAGCAGAAUUCUAUGAAGUCCCAAAAGAAAAAUGAAAAUUCCAUUAAAUUAUGCAGAAAUACUGGCUUACUAUUGCUGAGUAGGCCCAGUCUGCUCAUGCCAGUUCGUACUGUUAACAUUUUUCAAAUAAACAUUUAAAUUGUUUAUUA
This is a messenger RNA of Vidua macroura (Pin-tailed whydah), 2816 nucleotides long. It is a transcript of the gene GINM1, whose product is annotated as glycosylated integral membrane protein 1. NCBI's taxonomy places the organism in Eukaryota, Metazoa, Chordata, Aves, Passeriformes, Viduidae. The record is from RefSeq and is a predicted model, not a curated record. The coding region runs from base 1008 to 1982 and encodes 324 amino acids. The transcript is spliced from 8 exons.